This is a messenger RNA of Williopsis jadinii, 330 nucleotides long. It is a transcript of the gene CUE2, whose product is annotated as Cue2p. Bases 1 to 330 code for a protein of 109 amino acids. NCBI's taxonomy places the organism in Eukaryota, Fungi, Ascomycota, Saccharomycetes, Phaffomycetales, Wickerhamomycetaceae. The transcript has a single exon. The record is from RefSeq and is a predicted model, not a curated record.
AUGAAGCAGGCCAUCAACAACGCACUCAAGACAAACAAACUGGACCUCCACGGGUUCCACAUGGCCACUGUCAAGAAGACGGUGCCACUAGUGCUACAGCACUGGUGGGAUGAAGAGCUACGUGAAAGAGGCAGGCAUGGCACCGAGGGCUCCACCAUCAAGGCCAGGCACGUUGAGCCCUUGACCAUCGUCACGGGCCGUGGAAUCCACAGCGACGCAGGCAUCCCCAAACUGAAGAAGCUCGUGGGGAGAAUGCUCAUGAGCGGGCCAUGGCAAUACGACGAAGAGUCGUCGUACUUUGUCGUCUACGGUAACAAAAGAGCAGUGUGA